UCCUCUUCAGUGCAUAGACCGGCCGCUCUUGUCGUCUUCGCUCGCCACCUCCCAAUUGCCGCCCGCAACUCCCCCCGUCGCCGGAAUCUGCCGUCCUUUCGCUUUCACCCUCCAUUUCCUAAUCCCCCAACCACCGCGUCUCUCUCUCCUUCGUCAUGCCGUGCGCAGAGUUCCACUCGCCACUCCCGCUUGUCUCUCCUCCCCCACCUCCCCUUCCGCCGCCGCCGCGAUGCUGCCGUCCUCUCCCGCUCCCCGGUUCCUCCUGCUCGUAGCCGUGAUCGCUUGCGCCGCGUCGGUGACCAGGUGCUCGGGUCGGCGGUUCGCGCAGCUCGACCGCCUCCGCGAGCUCCACCAGAGGGAGCGCCGGCCUCCCGCCGAGCAGGUGUACGCCGCGGAAGGGCUCCUCGCGCGCCUCCUCCCCUCCCACUCCACCAGCUUCGAAUUCCGGGUCAUCUCCACGGAACAAUGUGGCGGAAAGGCAUGUUUCAUCAUUAACAACCAUCCAUUGUUUGAUGGAGAAGGAACUCCCGAAAUACUCAUACUUGGAGUAAGUGGGGUAGAAAUUUCUGCUGGCCUUCAUUGGUAUUUGAAGCAUUAUUGUGCAGCACAUAUAUCAUGGGCUAAAACUGGUGGUGCACAAUUAUCAUCUGUUCCACAUCCUGGGUCACUACCUCAUGUUCCUGCUGGUGGCAUUUUGAUCCGGAGACCUGUCGACUGGAGCUACUACCAGAAUGCAGUUACGUCCAGUUAUUCAUUUGCUUGGUGGGAUUGGGAGCGCUGGGAGAACGAGAUUGACUGGAUGGCUCUUCAAGGAAUCAAUUUGCCUCUAGCUUUCACUGGGCAAGAGGCUAUAUGGCAGAAGGUUUUUCAGAGGUACAACAUUAGCAAAUCUAAUUUGGAUGAUUUCUUUGGCGGGCCAGCCUUUCUUGCAUGGUCCCGGAUGGCCAACAUGCAUGGAUGGGGUGGGCCUCUCCCUCAGACUUGGCUUGAUGACCAAUUAACUCUUCAGAAGAAAAUCCUUUCUAGGAUGUAUGCCUUUGGCAUGUCCCCAGUUCUUCCAGCCUUUUCUGGCAGCAUCCCUGCUGCACUGAAGUCAAAAUUUCCCUCAGCUAAAGUCACCCACCUUGGAAACUGGUUUACAGUUGACAGCAACCCACGGUGGUGUUGCACAUAUCUUCUAGAUGCAUCUGAUCCCUUAUUUGUAGAAAUUGGGAAGUUAUUCAUAGAAGAACAAAUCAGAGAAUAUGGUAGGACAAGUCAUGUAUACAACUGUGAUACUUUUGAUGAGAACACCCCUCCAUUGAGUGAUCCAAACUAUAUAUCUUCUUUGGGUGCUGCAACGUUCAGGGGAAUGCAAAGUGGUGACGAUGAUGCUAUUUGGUUAAUGCAGGGAUGGUUGUUUACUUACGAUCCUUUCUGGGAACCCCCACAAAUGAAGGCACUAUUGCAUUCUGUUCCAGUUGGCCGGAUGAUUGUUCUCGACCUAUAUGCUGAAGUGAAGCCAGUAUGGAUAAAUUCUGACCAGUUCUAUGGUGUUCCCUACAUCUGGUGCAUGCUUCAUAAUUUUGCUGCAGAUUUUGAAAUGUAUGGUGUUUUGGAUGCUGUUGCUUCUGGGCCUAUUGAUGCUCGACUAAGUGAAAAUUCCACAAUGGUUGGAGUUGGCAUGUCUAUGGAAGGUAUCGAGCAAAAUCCUAUUGUUUAUGACCUUAUGUCAGAAAUGGUUUUUCAUCACAGACAAGUGGAUCUUCAGGUAUGGGUUGAGACAUAUCCAACAAGAAGGUAUGGUAAAUCAAUUGUGGAGUUGCAAGAUGCUUGGCGAAUUUUGCACCAAACUCUGUAUAAUUGUACAGAUGGUAAAAAUGACAAAAACCGGGAUGUGAUAGUAGCAUUCCCAGAUGUUGAACCUUUUGUUAUUCAAACACCAGGAUUGCAUACGAGCGCUAGCAAAAUGUUUUCUACAAUGUCAGCAAAGAGUUACUUAGUGAAGGAUGAAUCCAAUGAUGCAUAUGAACAACCACAUCUAUGGUAUGAUACCAAUGUCGUUAUACGUGCCCUACAGCUCUUUCUUCAAUACGGAGAUGAAGUAUCUGACAGCAGCACCUUCAGGUAUGACCUUGUGGAUUUAACUCGUCAAGCUCUGGCUAAAUAUGCCAACCAGAUCUUUGCAAAGAUCAUUCAAAGUUAUAAAUCAAACAACAUGAACCAAGUGACUACCCUGUCUGAGUGCUUCCUCGACCUUGUUAAUGACCUUGACAUGCUGCUAGCCUCUCAUGAGGGAUUUCUGCUUGGCCCUUGGUUGGAAAGUGCCAAGGGCCUUGCACGAGACCAAGAACAAGAAAUACAGUAUGAAUGGAAUGCUAGAACGCAAAUUACAAUGUGGUUUGACAACACCGAAACAAAAGCAAGUUUGCUACGGGAUUACGCAAACAAGUACUGGAGCGGCUUGCUGGGUGACUACUAUGGACCAAGGGCUGCCAUCUACUUCAAGUAUUUAAUUCUGAGCUUGGAGAAGAAGGAACCGUUUGCGCUGGAAGAAUGGAGGAGGGAAUGGAUUAGCCUCACCAACAACUGGCAGAGCGAUAGGAAAGUCUUCGCGACCGCAGCAACUGGUGAUGCUCUAAACAUCGCCCGUUCUCUGUACAUGAAGUACCUGCGCAAUGCUGAUUCACUUCAGCUAGAAGACAUGGAUGGCUCCUUCGGAAAGUCCACGAGCUUAUAAGCUACUGGGGUAUGAAUAAUGUUUGGAAGACCAUCUUAGCUGUUUGAGCUUGAGAGGCCAAGGUGGAGUACGCACGCAUGGAUGUUUGAUUCAGUGAUCUUUUUCACUCUGUAAUCUGACUGCAUGCUUAAACAUACCGUUAGUUCGUGUUUGGGUUGGCUGGGCUGUAAUGUUGUGUGCCCAUUCCGCUCAACCUCAGGUGUGCUCGCUGUACAAUACUGGCCAACUUAUAUUUCUGAAUGAAUUUGUAGAACUUGAAUUGGUGUCAGAGAUGAAAACAGAUAAAUAUC
Messenger RNA from Brachypodium distachyon (stiff brome), 3009 nucleotides. RefSeq names its product alpha-N-acetylglucosaminidase. The record is from RefSeq and is a predicted model, not a curated record. NCBI's taxonomy places the organism in Eukaryota, Viridiplantae, Streptophyta, Magnoliopsida, Poales, Poaceae. The transcript is spliced from 19 exons. Bases 230 to 2719 code for a protein of 829 amino acids.